AUGUCAGAGAGUCGCACACGGAAUAGAAUCAUUGCCUGUGUCGAUGGGACAUGGUUCAAUGCGGACGGGCAAGAGGGGCAGGGCCAAGGAAACAACAGCAAUAUCUCUCGUAUCAACUGGUCUAUCAAAAAUAAGACCUUUCGAGACGCGGAUGGAUGCGAAGUCAAGCAGACGGUGAAGUACUUCUACGGCAUAGGGGUAGGCCAGUCUGUGCCAGCGAAGCUCAACGCUGGCAUAACCGGCAAAGGCUGCGAUGAGCAAAUUCAUGCAGUCCAUGAGUUUUGCGUCAAUCAUGCCGAGGGUCCCAACGACGAAUUCUGGUUCUUUGGGUUCAGUCGUGGAGCGUAUGUGGUACGUGCUGUUGCGAAACUGCUCAGUGGCGGAGUCGUGAAGAGGUUCGAAGACUCCUCCGAGAGGAAAAGAUGGAAGAACAUGAUUCUGGGACGGCGGAAAAACAAGAAUAACGGUGAGAGAUUUGAGUUCUCACGCACACAUUCUUCUUACGUUCCCGUCAUAAAAUUCCUCGGGCUAUUCGACACCGUCGAAAUGACGACGCUGAACUACGAUAUUACGAUUCCCGGAGGGUGUAUAGAGACCAUUCGACACGCCAUGGCCCUGAACGAGCAUCGAUUACUUCGUCCACUCUCCAUGGUCGAGAAUCCUGGUGUCGCGCUACAAGAAACGCAAUCUACCAUACAAGCAUGGUUCAUUGGCUGUCAUGAAGAUAUGGGUGGUGGAGCACUCCAUGAUGGCUUGUCCCUGUAUCCGUUGCAAUGGAUUCUCCAAGAAGCUCGCGCUCGGGGGUUGGUUCUGGAACAUCCUAACCACCUUCCACAAGAUGUCGACGAUCCUCUGGAUCUUGUGUUCCCCGUACCCGACGAAAACACUGCAAGAGCCGUGGGGCCGGCUUUGGGUUCCAUGUUUUGGCAUUUCCGAUAUUCAAAUGGUUUCACCAUUCCCAUGCAUGACCUUCGAGCAGUACACCGUGAAGUCGACCUCGCAGACCAGUCACGUAAGCUCAAGAAAAGGGCAGCCUUAUCCAGAGCAGCCACGCAUGACAUUCGUUUGAACCCUGGUCGAUUUGACAGCAUGGAAUUUGGAAAGAGGGCCAUAUUUGUGAAAAACGGGGAGUUGGGCGAGCUUGUUGGCUAUUCAGGGAGCUCUCGUUCCGGGACCAUCAUUCAUCCUGCUGUCUACUUUCUCAUGGAUGCCUACUAUACGCGAUCGCUCGCUGCCAGUUUGAAGGGCAUUCAGAGCCAUUUGGAGGUAUUCAGAGAAAAUGCAUCACUAAAAGCCGUUAGCGAAGAUGGCACUGCCUCCCUGGAUACGUAUCCCUGGAUCAAAGACUUCACUCCGUCAGUCGCCUAUCCAAGCUGUCGUAUCUUGAUUUGUGGGAAUAAUGGAGUCGGCAAAUCUACUCUGCUGAACCGCGUGUUUGGCUUGCCGAUGUCUGCAAUUAGCCAUGGCAAGGCCGGUGUGCAUGAUAUAGAGGAGGGAUUCCAAGAUGCGAACCAUCCUGGUAUAAUCAUUCAUGACUCGGAAGGUUUCCAAGCUGGAGGGACCAAGGAAGUAAAGGCGUUCAACAAAUUCCUUGCCGACCGAUGUGGACAAACUAAGCCAGAAGAAAAGCUGCACGCGAUCUGGUUCUGCAUUGAGUCUGGCUCUUCUCGGCCUGUCCAGACUGUGAUGGCAAAUGUUCUUGCGGCUGUGGCCAAGGCCGCUCCCAACAUACCAAUCAUUAUUGUCUGUACAAAGAAAGAUGAAUAUUUGACAAAGCAUGAUGUAGGAUUAUCGUGGGAUGAGGUUAAAUCCAUCUGUCGAGACACAGUCGAUGAAGCAAGCCCUCUCAUGAGAAGACAGCGAGAAAUUCUCGAUCUCAGGCAAAAGGCCAUCAUAGAGAUCAUCGAGGGAGGAGAAGCUGGAAAGUCUUGGAAACAGCUCCAGGAUGUGCAUUUUCAGUUCGUGUUUGCUGGCGUAGGGUCGGGGGAUGCCUCGCUCUCCCAACUCUAUGACGCACGAUCUAUCAGAGGGUUGAUUCAAACGACCGUUGCUGCUAUUGGUCACACCUUUGUCACUGACGGUAUGAUUGCGGCUCAAAUCCAGGACCUUGAAGCCAAGAUUGACCUUGCGAUCGAGAAAACGCUCCAGUUUCUUCGCAGAGCAAUCAUCAACUCCACAGCUGGAGCAGGUCUUGUUUUCUCAAGUGCGAUUGGCACACCAACGAUAGCUCGUCUUCUGUGUAAUGAGAUUGUCACCAACUGUUACGGCAUUCCCGAGUACAUGGCAAACAAGGUCGAAGGCCUGCUCAACAAGAUUGUCGGCCGUAACACUCUCAUAUUCUUGGCUCAGUCGCUGGGCCAGAGUUCUCUCAUAUGGGGUGGAGUCGUUACCAUGACGCUCUUCACGCUCUUUGGUGGCAUACCUUUGGCAUUGGGAGCGCCACUUCUCGAGGCGCCGCCAGCUGCACGAAUGGUCCUGAAAUGUGCAUGCGACCUCAUUAUAAUAUUGGACCGCGCGUUCAGGCUUGACGGAGCCAACAAAUUUGUCAGCUACGACAAGAUCCGUACUGUCACUCUCGGAUACGUGACAGCCACCGGAUCCAGGGACGACGGCGGACCAACACGAUCAAGGAGAUCAAUGGUCCAUAGCGCUGUCAACGAGCUCAUUCCUCUGAUAUCAGAUAUCUCGAUGAAAGGUUUCAAAGAAAAGAAUGUCACUAGAUACAGAAGUGGUGUAAAGGAAACCAUCAUGAAGCAUCGAUACAGUGAUGCAGAUAGCAGGUCCAUUGCGUCAGAGACGAACGAGGAGCAACGCCUAUCCUCUGUAGAGACCCUCGAAGAAGAUCAAGAAGAGGAGGUUCAAUUCGGGAAAGUCAUAACUAAUUCUGAAGGUGGUAAGUAG
Molecule: messenger RNA, 2901 nt
Organism: Pestalotiopsis fici W106-1
Lineage: Eukaryota; Fungi; Ascomycota; Sordariomycetes; Amphisphaeriales; Sporocadaceae
Exons: 10
Coding region: 1-2901 (966 amino acids)
Molecular function (GO): GTP binding
Source: RefSeq, a predicted model, not a curated record